AUGAGCUAUGAUUGUCUAAUAAAUCACUUAUGUCAUUUUAGUUGCAGUUUUGAAAAAGCUCAUAUUACUGAAACUUUAUCCAAAUGCGUUCAGUUUGCUAGUCAUGUUUGUGAUCAAAUUCAUGCUUGUGAGGUAUUUUAUACUUAUACCCAUUGCGCUAAGGAGAUAAGGCAUAAGAAAACUCUUGGAAAUUCAACUUAUUUAUAUGAA
Funneliformis geosporum is the source of this 210-nucleotide messenger RNA. NCBI's taxonomy places the organism in Eukaryota, Fungi, Glomeromycota, Glomeromycetes, Glomerales, Glomeraceae. The record is from the annotation of a GenBank genome assembly.